UGUUUGUACAAACAAUAAAAGCUUUAGCAGGCUAGUCUUGUUAGUAAGGAGACGGCUCAGGUGGCAAGUUCCCAGAUGGCAUUCAAGGACCAGCCUUGCCAGCACGCCCUUCUAAAAAUGGCAGCCUCCGGCCAGCUACGCUCUUUUCUCUACAGGUACACAAGAAUAACCUAUAAAGACGCUAAUAUCCUGAAACUCAUUUUCACAGCACUUUCACACUUAAAUUACUUUUUGCUAUUCCAUUAAAAAAUUACAAUUUUUAGAGAAUUUGAUCAUAUUCCCAAAGGCUUACAUUCUUACCUACUAAAAAAAGAGAGGGAGGGAUAAUUUAGCAUGAAUUGCUAUUUUGCAGAUUCUAGUUCAAAUAUCCAAAUAUUUACCUGAAUAGAGUAUCAAGCCAGCCCAGAUGUGCAUAGUAUAUUGAGAGAAUGAUCAACACAGAGAAGCAAAAGGCAUUUCCUAAGGGCUUCCCGGUACAAAAUAUCCAAAGAUUUUCCAAGGAUGGAGUGUGGUUUAGCCAAAUGAAGUCUUGGUUUUUAGAAAGCAAACUUGUUCUCUGUGUGGAAAUAGGACCUUAUCCCUCAAGGCCACUCAUGCCCGCGCAGGCCUGAGAACGGGCCCACGGAGAGAGCUGCCGUAGCCUGGAUACACCCCGCAGGGAUGAGCAGGAUGCUCAAAGACGCUUGGCAGACAUCCUCUCCCAAGUGGGGCUGGCCUUCCAAGUGCGCCUGCCAGGGGACUGCCUCCAAGAGGAGGGAGCAAAGUGUCCUGGAGGGAAGGGACUCAUGUUUGGUGAGGGACAAAUCUACAGAAGGAACAGCGCAAGCUGCUUUCAACUCAGAUUCGCAGCAGCUGUAGAAGGUCCACUAACCAACAGGGGACCUGGGAAGGGAGCCCUGUGUCCACGUCACACCUGCCCUUCCCCUUAGACCGGAGCUUUCUGUCAGAUUGCCUAUUAUUAAUUGACAUCUACCAUUUCCAUUAUGGACUUUGCUAAUUUUACAGCAUAAAAUAUACACAGUUGCCAAGUUUCAAGUGAUAAUUUUAUGUCUAAUCUCAAGAUUUGGCAGAAAUAGACACAUACUCCUGUUUUUUAAUAUCUUCUCUUGCUUAUUUUCCCAAGUUAGCAGUACUACAUUUUGGUUUACGCUUUACAGGCGACCGCCACUUUAAAUAAUCUUGGCUUUGCCCUUUGGAGAACAGUGUAGAAUAAUGAUGACUGUACAGGAGCUAGGGGUGUGCCAGCUGCCCCACUUCCUAGCCCUGCGACCUUAGACCCUCUCCACCUCUUCAAGCUACAGCAACAAAAAGCAUGUGCAGUGCUGUAAUGACAGAGGGCAACAUGAGUUUAAAGGAGAAUACACAUUGUGGAGACAGGAUGAAGCUGACCAGUGAGAAGUUGCCCCCAGGCCUCUGUAAUACCUCUCUAUCCCAGUAUGCUGCUAAGAACCAGAAAUUCUUCCAAUGGCGAAAGGAAAAGACUGAUCAUUACAGCCAUUCUAAGUUGGUGGAUAAGGCAUUGCAGCUCUUGAAUGAAAGAAUUAGAAGAGGGGAUGCUAUGGCAUGUUUUCUACGAGGUCAACUGUAUUUUGAAGAGAAAAAAGGAGUGGACUAUAUGAAGAAAAUCGUUGAUUCUCCAUGUCCCAGAGUGAGACACUUAAAAUUUGCAGCUGCUUACAACCUUGGAAGAGCUUAUUAUGAAGGACAAGGCGUCAAACGAUCAGAUGAGGAAGCUGAAAGACUAUGGCUCUUUGCUGCAGACAAUGGGAAUCCAAAAGCUAGUGUGAAGGCUCAGAGUAUCCUAGGAUUGUAUUAUUCAACAAAGGAGCCUAGAGACUUAGAAAAGGCAUUUUAUUGGCACUCAGAAGCAUGUGGCAAUGGAAACCUGGAGUCGCAGGGUGCUCUUGGGCUCAUGUACUUUCACGGACAGGGCAUCCACCAGGACACUGAAGCGGCCCUGCAGUGCUUAAGGGAGGCAGCAGAACGCGGAAACGUCUAUGCUCAAGGGACUCUCGUGGAGUAUUACUAUAAAAUGAAAUUUUUUACAAAGUGUGCUGCAUUUUCCAAAAGGAUUGCUGACUACGAUGAGGCUCACGACAUCCCCAUGAUCGCCCGGGUCACUGACUGUCUCCCAGAAUUCAUCAAUAAAGGCAUGGCCAUGGCAUCUUUCUACCAUGCACGGUGUCUUCAGCUUGGCUUGGGUAUCACAAAGGAUGAAGCCACAGCGAAACACUAUUAUUCUAAGGCUUGUCGUCUGAAUCCUACAUUGGCAGAUGAACUUCACUCUUUACUUAUUCUUCAAAGAAUUUAGACCAUAAUUUCAGCAGAGGUCAUCAAUCCCAACACAUUAGCAUGUGGGUAUUUUUAUCAUGGCUAUGUUUCGUUAUUACCCCAAGUUACAUUAUCCUGAGUAUGUUGCUGAUGUGUCACCUCUGUUCUUGAAUUUAUAUUCCGUAAUUUCACAACUUGAAACCUAGCUACAGGAUCAAAUGGCAGGAAGAGUCCUUAAAGAUCCAGCUCUUAGCCUACAGACUAACUUAGACACAUCAAAUAUUGAAAAACAUUCCAUAAAGCAAUUAUCUUUUCCCAUUCUUUAAAUACAGAGGGUCCCCAAAACCUUAGUACAGUUUAGUUUUAAUAACUUCAUAAGUAUAAAUGUUACAGACUUGUAAAAAAAAAAAACCAUUGAAAGUUUGAUUCUUUAAAAUUUAUUUGACCCUUAAUUUUAAUUUUGAUUAUAAUUUUAUUUCAAUUUGUUGUCAUUUAAUUUAAACUUAUAAUUCACAAAACUAAGAAAAAAAUUUAAAGAAACCUUCAAAUUAAAAAAAUUAAUUUGUGUAGCAUUUACACUUCUGAAGUUAUUAAAAUUCAGAUUGCACUGUCUUUUGGGACAUCUUGUUUUCUUAAAAGAGAUUCUUAUAACUAAGUGGUUAAUUUGUUAUAAACUUCAAAAAAAGUGGGUUUAAGAAAUUGCUUAGAAUCUUGCCUCUCCAUAUCUUCCAAUAUAGAUCUUAAUUAAUAAAACAACUGCUAUAUUCUUGAUAGGAUAACCAAAGAAAGAUGUUUCUUUGUGCUUCAACUCACUUUCUCCAUUUUAAAAAACCCUGGAUAUAUUUCAAGGCAGGAUAAAAUAUGGGGAAAAAACUCAAUGAAAUCAUCAAUAUAAGCACCAUAACUAAAUAUUGUUAAGAAUUAAACUAAUAAGAGGUUUUCCUUAUAUCAAUGACAUCUACAAAGGCAAAAGUUGACAGUACAAAUAGUAGGACCCACAUGCAGAAGAUGGCAUAGUGAUAAUACAUCUAUGAAGAAAAUACACUGAAAAUGAUAUGUCUUAAAGAUGUCCUAACUUUACCUUCUUUAUAAACAUAUUAAACUAAUGUGACUUUGUUUUAUGAAUCAUAACCACCCUUUCCAAAAGUAGAUUUAAGUAAGAUCUUAUCUUAGUACAAUUAAUAUGUAGGUACCAGUCACUAAAGAUAUAUUAUAUGGCAAAAAAUUAUUUGCUCCUGUUUUAUGUUCUCAUUUGACUGUAUUACUUGAACUCCAUUUUGUGUUUAUAUAAAGGAAAGAAAUUUCAACACUUAGGUCUGUGAGAUGCCCUCAAAUGGUCAUACCCUUCUCCCUUAAAUCUCUUAAAAAAUGUAAACUGAAACUACCCCUGAAAAUUAGUCUUUUUCUUUUAAAAUUCCUACUGAAGACUCUCUUCUCCCCCAGUAACUCCCUUAAUAUGGCAAGCCCAUUACAGGAUUUCAUAAUACCAAAUGUAUAUCUCUUUCUACAAUAAAUGACCCUUUGAUUUGCUCCUAUCCUCUUAAUACCAUCCGUGUAACAUUCCUUCAACCAUCUGAAUCCAAAUUCCCAAGCAGGAUUCUCUUCCCCCACACUUAAAUCCACUUCCUUAAGCCUUUAAGAAUCUUAAAAUACAAAUGUAAUAAAGCAGUGUAUGUUCACUUUAAUAGCACAUUUAAUAGAUACGCUAUCUCUCUUCAUCCCAAAGACCACUUUUUAAACUGCCACUAAAACACAGGUCUGAGACAUCCUAAACGUGGGAAUCUGACAUGUCAUAUGUGGUAAAAUGCAAUGCUUAAAUAUUUUCAGUGAGUCCACCACAGAAUUUUAAAUUUGUUUACUGGAGUUACCAUAAAGCCAGUUCUUCUGGCAGGUGGAUCCCUGCAAAGUUCCAUGGCUGCAAGCCGUAGUGAACACCUUGACAUUUGUCAGCUUUAAUUCAAGUGAGUUGAGGCUUCUAGAUUACUACACUUUUUCAUGAGAUAGCAGCUACAAGGAAUCUUACAGGAGUUUUGAGUUUUUCAUUUCUUUCCUUAAAGUGAGAAUUUAUCCUAAAGACUGAAGAGUCAAAAUAUUUUUCUCAUUUGCAGAAUAAACAUAACAACUACAGUCUACGCAUAAGAUGGACAUUACCAGUAACCACGUUACGAAGCGUUCCUGGGCCUUGGUGACUUCACACUGCUUCUCUUCUCUGCAUGUGUCCUUUCUCUAGAUCCCUAUGAAGGAUAAUUCUUAUCCAUAUAAACAGUCAACUUUGGAUUUUUCCUGAAGUGCCAAAUACUGCCCUGGUUUGAAAAAAGGAUCAAAGAGCUGUAACUAAAUGAGUCCCAAAGAUAAAAUUAGGUUUACUAAUUUUUAGUCAUUUAUCUUUUAGAACUUAGGUUUCACAUCAAGAACUUGGCAGGUAUGAUCUAGCAAUGACACAAUCAAUACCAUUUUAGUAUGAUGGUAUUCUCUUUCAUGGACUUCAAACUGAGUCUUUGCCUAUUAAUUGUUUUGCUUUCAAGAGUUCGGGGGAUUAGAGAGAGGAAAGUGUUUAAUUAUCCUGGCAUAAUAGAUGGUGAAGCCCUGAAAGAUUGACUGACUUGUCCGUGGCCUCACUAGUAAUAAAGCAUCAUCUGUACCCUGCAUCUCACCAAAUGCCCCUACCAACCCACAAGACUUGAUGAUAUGAUCAAGUCCCUAAGCUGCCUGGAGUGAACUUCCCUCCCCAUUUGUUUCCCUAUCUCGUUCCUGCUCAUCCUUCAAAGUCCAGCUCACAUCCCAGCUCCUGAUCUCACCAUUUCAGGCACUAAUUUAGCUCUUCUCAUUCACACUAAAAACCAUGUUUUUCACAUAUUCAGUGUCUGGAGGAAGGCAGAAAACUU
Molecule: messenger RNA, 5156 nt
Organism: Manis pentadactyla (Chinese pangolin)
Lineage: Eukaryota; Metazoa; Chordata; Mammalia; Pholidota; Manidae
Gene: LRP2BP
Product: LRP2 binding protein
Exons: 9
Coding region: 1313-2311 (332 amino acids)
Molecular function (GO): protein binding
Source: RefSeq, a predicted model, not a curated record